AUGGAGGUGGAAGGGGAUGUCAACAUCAGCAAACCACUGCCCAAAGGAGCCAGUGGCGAUGGAUUUCAAGUCCUCAAAGAAGGGUUUCUCCUGAAGACAAAGCGACUGAAAACCAUCACCUCUGUCAAACAACGGUGGUUUGUGCUCAAAAGAAAUCGAGACACUGGCGAAUGCAUCCUCGAAUAUUAUGACGGGAAGGUGUUGCGGGGAUCUGUGAACCUGAAAAACUCCCAGACCAUCCCGAGACCAGGAAGUGCGCACUUUGAGAUUCGGACACCGGGCCGCACGUACUAUCUUGCAGCAGAACAUGCAAACGUGUACCAGGCCAUCAGCUGGGUGCAGGUACUGCAGCGUCUGACACCUGGCCGCAAGCCGCGACCACAGCGGGAGAAACACGACGUCGACCACACGCCAACAAACGCGCGCGACUGUGGCGACGGUGAUGGUGAUGGCGCACGGGGACGGCAGGUCGUGUAUUACCAGAUGGGCGAUGAACUCAUCCCGCUCUCCAUGAACCCAAAGACAAACCGCGUGCGACAAACAGCGAAACGGCGCAUUGCGUCAUUGAAAACUGUCUUCGAAUCCCCGGCAUCAACAACAACAACAUCAUCAUCAUCGUCAUCGUCAUCAUCAUCAACAGUACGUGGUGGGGGCAUGCGUCGCUCCCACCGCAAAUCAUCGCGUCUUGUUCCCAUUCGAGAGGCGCCCGCACCGCCCGUGCUUGCAGGCACGGAGGAGGAAGCGGAGGGCGAAGAGGGGCACGGGGACGCCACACGCGGUGGCGAUGGUGAUGGUGAUGGCAGUCGUGGUCACGAUGACACUGGCGAUGACGAUGAUGGUGAGGCAACCACUGCUGCUGCUAAUGACGAUGAUGAUGUUGAUGUUACUGGCGAUGGUGGUGGCGGCGGGGCUGUGGACCGCGAGCAGCUGCUGCGGCGCUUACAGCGGAGUGUUCUGCGCCACUCGUGGCCCAUCAUCGAGGACAUCGACGACGAUGAUGCACAGCAUGCAUAUGCACACGCGGGUGGUGCCGUGCAGCUGUCACCUGCAGCAGACGCUCACGGCGGUGCACAUGGCAGCAGCGAUGAUGGUGGUGUUGGAUCUGUUGCUGCGGGCGGUGGUGUUGGUAGCGAUGAUGGCGCGGUGCACGACCGAUACCAGCAGCAGUAUCAACAUCAGCAGCAGCAGCAGCGCAAGCGCGUGUGUCUGUUCCGUCUCACCGAUUUGGAGUGGAAGGAGCAGCUUGGCGAGGGCUUCUUUGGCCGCGCGGUCCACAAGCGGACCGGCCAGGCCGUCGUGGUCAAGGAGCUCAAGGAGAGUGACAACACGGCGCGCGCUGCGUUUGUUGCUGAGAUGUCGCUUCUCAAAUCCCUCCACCACCACAACGUCCUCCACUUUAUGGGAAUAUUCUGCAAAGACGACAAGCUGCAUCUGCUGACGGAAUUUGUGGGCGGCGGCUCCCUGGAUCGAAUCAUCCAGAACAAAACCGGCAGUCACACCGACUUCCCCUGGCGGCGGCGGCUGGAGAUUGCACUGGACAUUGCUGCCGGCAUGACGUAUCUGCACUCGGUCAAGGUGAUACACCGGGACCUCAAGUCUGAGAACUGCCUCAUCAGGCACGAUGGGUCGGCUGUCGUUGCAGACUUUGGGCUGGCGCGUGUCAUGGAGGGCGAGGUGCUGUCCUCCGCACACACCCCGACACACACAUCCGGGCUGCGGCGGCGGACAAUGGCGAUGGCAACGCCGCUGGAUGCGGGCGCAAUGCGACCGCGAAGCAUGACCGUCGUCGGCACCCCAUACUUUAUGGCCCCGGAGCUGCUGCUCGGAAUGGACUACAACGAAUCGGUCGACGUCUUCUCGUUUGGCAUUCUGCUGUGCGAGUUGAUUGGCCGCAUCGAGGCCGAUCCAGACAUCAUGCCGCGAACAAACGCAUUUGGCGUGGACGAGGCCGCGUUUCGUCGCAAGUGGGGUGAUGAGUGCCCUCCUCGCCUGCUCACCAUUGCAUUCACAUGCGCGCACACAAAGGCAAAGCUCGAGGAACAACCUUCCUCAUGA
This is a messenger RNA of Salpingoeca rosetta, 2055 nucleotides long. Its product is annotated as TKL/LISK/LIMK protein kinase. Gene Ontology annotation, biological process: protein phosphorylation; actin cytoskeleton organization. Bases 1 to 2055 code for a protein of 684 amino acids. The transcript has 16 exons. Lineage: Eukaryota; Choanoflagellata; Craspedida; Salpingoecidae. The record is from RefSeq and is a predicted model, not a curated record. Gene Ontology annotation, cellular component: nucleus; cytoplasm. Gene Ontology annotation, molecular function: protein serine/threonine kinase activity; ATP binding.